GCAGAGAGCAGUGAGCCCUGAACAGGCACUUUUGACAUGCUUCAGUUCUAAGAAAAUUAACAUGAGGGAGGUUACAAAACCCACCUGCCCCUUGUUACCUCUGUGAUCUCUGUAGCCUUUGUGCAAUACAAAUUCUCUGCUCUGGGUUGUGUAAGUUUAACAUAGAUUGGUUUUCUAGUGGGAAGCACUUUGCAAGCUUGCACUUAUUGAAAUGCCCUGCAAAUUUAAGCUUUUGUUGGAAAAUGCAGAGCAAAUGGUCCUUGUCUGCCGGAAUGAGGAACAAUUCCUGCUCCAGGAAGGAAUGCAGCAUUUGGCAGUACUGGAGAAAGCCAGCCUGGUGAUUGGCAAUGAUGGAUUCAUAAAGGCUGUAGGACCCACAGAGUCUAUACGGAAUCAGUUUUCUCAAGCAGAAUUUGAGAGAGUAAUUGACUGCUCUGGAAAAUGUGUUUUGCCAGGAUUCGUGGAUGCACACACUCAUCCUGUGUGGGCUGGUGAUAGAGUGCAUGAAUUUGCAAUGAAACUUGCAGGUGCUACGUACAUGGACAUUCAUCAGGCUGGAGGAGGAAUCCAUUUUACAGUGGAUCAUACAGGAGCUGCUUCAGAGGAAGACCUAUACUUUAGUUUUAAACAGCGCCUACAACGAAUGCUCAGGACAGGAACUACAUUAGUAGAGUGUAAGAGUGGAUAUGGCUUGAAACUGGAGACAGAACUGAAGAUGCUAAGAGUGAUUGAGCGUGCUCACAGGGAAAUGGAUAUUGGCAUCUCCUGUACAUACUGUGGUGCCCAUUCAGUGCCAAAAGGAGAAAAUGUAGAAACGGCAACUGAAGACAUAAUUGAAAAUCACCUCCCUGCCCUCAAGCAAAUGGCUCUAAAUGGGGAGAUUCAUUUAGACAACAUUGAUGUCUUCUGUGAAAAAGGAGUGUUUGACCUUGAGUCAACGAGAAGGAUUCUUCAGGCUGGGAAAGCUAUAGGACUACAUUUGAAUUUUCAUGGGGAUGAACUUAACCCUAUGAAUUCUGCAGAGCUGGGAGCAGAACUGGGAGCACAUGCUGUGAGCCACCUAGAGGAAAUAAGUGAUGAAGGGAUAACUGCAAUGGCUGCAGCCAAAUGUUCUGCCAUUUUACUGCCAACAACUGCCUAUAUUCUAAGACUUAAACAACCUCGAGCUAGAGACAUGCUCAGUGCUGGAGUCAUAGUAUCUCUUGGGAGUGACUUUAAUCCCAAUGCAUACUGCUUCUCCAUGCCUAUGGUCAUGCACCUGGCCUGUGUCAAUAUGAGGAUGUCGUUAAAAGAAGCUCUUGCUGCCGCUACAAUUAAUGCUGCAUACUCUCUGGGCAGAUCUCAUACAAACGGUUCUCUUGAGGUUGGAAAACGAGGCGAUGUUGUUAUAAUAAAUGCCCCAAGGUGGGAACAUCUGAUUUAUCAGUUUGGAGGCCAUCAGGAGUUAAUUGAAUACGUGGCCAUCAAAGGAAAAAUUGUCUACAAAAAUGAAAGUGUUCUUGACCUAUAAAGAUCUAAUCCAGAGAA
Molecule: messenger RNA, 1527 nt
Organism: Nanorana parkeri
Lineage: Eukaryota; Metazoa; Chordata; Amphibia; Anura; Dicroglossidae
Gene: AMDHD1
Product: amidohydrolase domain containing 1
Exons: 9
Coding region: 212-1510 (432 amino acids)
Cellular component (GO): cytoplasm
Molecular function (GO): imidazolonepropionase activity
Source: RefSeq, a predicted model, not a curated record